This is a messenger RNA of Arachis stenosperma, 2394 nucleotides long. RefSeq names its product NAD-dependent malic enzyme 59 kDa isoform, mitochondrial-like. The record is from RefSeq and is a predicted model, not a curated record. NCBI's taxonomy places the organism in Eukaryota, Viridiplantae, Streptophyta, Magnoliopsida, Fabales, Fabaceae. Gene Ontology annotation, molecular function: malate dehydrogenase (decarboxylating) (NAD+) activity. The coding region runs from base 463 to 1404 and encodes 313 amino acids. Gene Ontology annotation, cellular component: mitochondrion. The transcript has 14 exons. Gene Ontology annotation, biological process: malate metabolic process; pyruvate metabolic process.
UUUUUACAGUUCGAUAUUCCGAGUUCUAUCGUCUCAAUUAAAGGCAUGAUAAAUUUUCUAUUUCAUUUCUCGGAGUUCUAAGGAGUUCUCACAUAAAAUAAUACACACUGCAUAAAAAGACCUACUCCAAACUCGUCUACCCAGAAUCCGUUAACGUAUACCCAAAUCCGAAUGACGUUGGAGUUAACAGGAAUAUACUUGCUGCUUCUUGGAGAAAGUGUUCUUAAGUUUGAUGUUCUUACCACUCCAACACUUCUCAUCCUUUUUCAUUAAUUAAUUAAUUAUAAUUAAUUUCCCAUUUUCUCAGAAAAAAUGUUUUUUCACCGGUAAAACCAAAACACCGCACAGUAGUAGCAGAUCAAUUUUCCCGAGAAAAUUUAGACGCUUGCUACCAUUUUUAACUUUACAGAGCUUAAAGUUCAGCUCAGAAGUAUAGUAGCUGAGUUAACUUUUCCGACAGCGAUGUGGAACCUGGCACGAUUUGGCGCCACCGCCGUUGCCAGAUCGAGUCAGCCGUUCUCGACGGCGAUUCCCGGCCCUUUCAUUGUUCACAAGCGCGGUGCUGAUAUCCUCCACGAUCCUUGGUUCAACAAGGAUACUGGGUUUCCUUUGACUGAACGGGACCGAUUGGGGCUUAGGGGACUCCUUCCUCCUCGUGUCAUUUCAUUUGAGCAGCAAUAUGAUCGGUUCAUGAAUUCAUACCGGUCUUUGGAGAAGAACACUCAUGGACAACCAGAUAAAGUUGUUGCCCUAGCCAAAUGGAGAAUCUUGAACAGACUGCAUGACAGGAACGAGACAUUGUACUGCAGAGUGCUUAUUGAUAAUAUUAAAGAGUUUGCCCCUAUAAUAUAUACUCCUACAGUUGGAUUAGUUUGCCAAAAUUAUUCUGGGUUAUUUAGACGUCCACGUGGAAUGUAUUUUAGAGCCAAAGAUAAAGGAGAGAUGAUGUCGAUGAUCUAUAACUGGCCAGCUCCCGAGGUAGAUAUGAUUAUGAUUGUCUUGACAAACGGUAGUCGAAUCCUUGGCCUAGGUGACCUUGGAGUUCAGGGCAUUGGAAUACCAAUGGGAAAACUUGACAUUUAUGUUGCUGCUGCCGGUAUCAGCCCGCAAAGAAUACCUCCAGUUAUGCUAGAUGUUGGAACCAGCAAUCAAAAGCUACUUGAAGAUCGUCUUUAUUUAGGACUUCGACAACCAAGGUUGGAAGGUGAAGAGUAUCUAUCAAUUGUGGAUGAAUUCAUGGAAGCUGUUCAUGCUCGAUGGCCUAAGGCCAUUGUGCAGUUUGAGGAUUUCCAAAUGAAGUGGGCUUUUGAAACUUUGGAACGAUAUCAUAAAAGGUUUUGCAUGUUUAAUGAUGAUUACAGGGCACUGCUGGUGUUGCUCUUGCUGGAAUAUUGGGAUCUGUAAGAGCCCAAGGUCGGCCAUUGUCUGAUUUUGUAAACCAAAGGAUAGUUGUGGUUGGAGCUGGGAGGGUCUUGUCACAACUGAUAGGAAUAAUCUAGAUCCAGCUGCAGCUCCAUUUGCUAAAAACCCAAGAGACCUAGAAGGGCUCACUGAGGGUGCUAGUAUAAUUGAAGUGGUAAAUUUAAAGGGUUCAUUGAGCAAAACUCUUGUGUCAAGGGUUAUGUUAUGAUAUUGAAAACAAUUAUUUUGGUAUAAGAUUACUUAACCAUCUACCUAUGGUGAUGCUGAUCUUGAGGGUUCACGCAUAGUCAUAUUCAUACAUCAAAAUUGAUUGUUGAACAUAUUGAUGUUUAGGUGAAGAAGGUUAGACCACAUGUUCUCCUUCGUUUGUCUGGGGUUGGUGGCAUUUUCAAUGAGCUGACUGCUAUUGAUGCUUUUAAGCAUGCCGGAGGAGAUAUUGUAUUUGGAAGUGGAAGCCCUUUCGAAAAUGUAGAUCUUGGUAAUGGAAAAGUGGGUCAUGUAAAUCAGGCCAACAACAUGUAUCUGUUCCUAGGAAUCGGUCUAGGAUCAUUUUUGUCAGGUCCUCGGCUAAUAACAGAUGGAAUGUUGCAGGCUACUGCUGAAUGAGGAAGAUAUCGCAAAAGGAAUCUUGUAUCCAUCCUGAUUCGUCCGUGUAUUGAGAUGACCGAGUUUUAGCACUUCUGAGCAAGUUGUCAGCAGAGAGGAAGAGCUAUACGUCGGCCGGGAACAAACACUGUGGCGGAAAUACCUGCAAAAGAUACUCCGACACUCAAGUCAAUAAUAAUCUCAAGUGAGUGUAUUAAGUAAAAAUACAAAGACUAAGAAUAGAACCUGCAUUAAGCCGAGAAUACUAGCUCGGCUUUAUAGGUGUUGGUUUGCCCGUUUCCUGUAGAUCAGUCCGAAUUUAUGGGUUGGUUAUCGUCUUCUGUUUUGGUGAUCUGCUUUGUUUAAGCACGUUUCUUAUUUUUUGGA